UUCAUCCAACGGUGGAAAUUGUCGUCGCAUGAAUAACGUGGUCGUCUCUUUUUUCUUGUCUCCAUUGAUGAAGGUUUUUCUGUAUACCUUAAAAGACUGAAACCUUGGACUCGGUUGGCCAAAAGAUCAGUUCUUCCACUUUCCUUUCAAUGGAAGACUCGUGGGAAAAUUGGAUUUCUUCUUUGGAAAUGGCCGAAGACAACUCCACAGAUCAUUCUCACAUCAAUGAAGAUAACUUCCUCACUGGGAUUGUUCUUGAACCACUAGAUUUCUCAUUUCUUAACUCUUCUACCACCACCACCAUGCUCUCAUAUGAUGAUAAUCAUGAUAAUAGUAACAGUAACAAUGUUUUUUCCAUGGAAAGUAGCUAUGAAAAUGCAAACUUUGAUGAGAGGCAUGGGAAAAUGCUCAAGAGUAAUAGCUCAAGCUCCAUCAUUUCUCAUGAUGUAGCUAACAACAAUGCUUCUUCUUCUUCUUCAGCACCAUCCUCAUCCACCUUCAUCUUGUCCUUUGAAAACUCAACCAUGGAACCUUCUCAUCAUAGACCUAAUAAAGAUCAUGGUAGUUGCCCUAGGAAUGCCCUAUGUUCUUCACUUUUGAGCUCAGAGAAUGAUCAUCUCAGCACACCAAAGGCCAAACAAGGUGCCAAGAAGUAUAGAAGCUCAUCUGAGAUUCAAGAUCACAUCAUGGCUGAGAGAAAAAGGAGACAGGAACUCACUGAAAGGUUCAUAGCACUUUCUGCCACCAUACCUGGAUUGAAGAAGACAGACAAGGCCUAUAUACUAAGGGAAGCAAUGAUAUACAUGAAAGAACUUCAAGAGAGAGUGAUAGAGCUAGAAAAGCAGAACAAGAGGAAGAGAAGUACAGAAUCAAGAAUAUUGAUAAAGAAAUAUUCGCAAAGAGAAGAAGAAAGAUCAACUCAUGCACUUCCUCAUGUUGAAGCAAGAGUGUUGGAAAAGGAGGUUCUCAUUGGAAUCCAUUGCCACAAACAAAAGGACAUUGUGCUCAAAAUCAUGGCUUUGCUCCAAAAUCAUCAUCUUUCUCUUGCUAGCAGCAGUGUCUUGCCCUUUGGAACUUCCACUCUUAAAGUCACAAUCAUUGCCCAGAUGGACGAACAAUACUGCAUGACAGUGAAUAAUCUUGUAAAAAGCCUGAGACAAGCUCUCUUGAAAAUCACAUGACAUUAAUGCUCCUAAGAGUGUAAGAUAUAAUCUGCAAGUGUUUAUGGGAGUGAGGUUUGCAGAAUUUUAGUUUUGGCUUCUUAAAUUUCAAUAAGAGAAAAUUAUGAGAAUUUAUCCGUGAUGUAU
Molecule: messenger RNA, 1307 nt
Organism: Vigna umbellata (rice bean)
Lineage: Eukaryota; Viridiplantae; Streptophyta; Magnoliopsida; Fabales; Fabaceae
Product: transcription factor bHLH25-like
Molecular function (GO): protein dimerization activity
Source: RefSeq, a predicted model, not a curated record